Messenger RNA from Phytophthora infestans T30-4, 2010 nucleotides. Its product is annotated as integrator complex subunit, putative. Gene Ontology annotation, biological process: snRNA processing. The transcript is spliced from 2 exons. Gene Ontology annotation, cellular component: nucleus. Bases 1 to 2010 code for a protein of 669 amino acids. Lineage: Eukaryota; Oomycota; Peronosporomycetes; Peronosporales; Peronosporaceae. The record is from RefSeq and is a predicted model, not a curated record.
AUGAGCCUGUCAGUUGAACGACUCGGCAACGGCGCCGCCUUCUGCCUACGUGAUGAGAUCACGGGCGUCACUGUAUUGUUGGGCUGUGGUGAGGUGAAAGACAUUUCCUUCUUCUCUCCAGAAGACGCAAGCGCCGAAGAUUUCGAUGCAGCGACGAUGCAGUACCGACGCGACCUGAAGGACCUCCUACGAAGAGAUGGGGGCACUGUAGACGCCAUACUGGUGCCGGAUUACCGCCCUGGAGCCUGCUACAUGCUCCCCUAUGUAACUGAAAAGUGCGGCGUGUCCUGGGUCGCUCCAGCCACCGCUGCUGCUCAAGACCCUAGCCAGAAACAUCCCCCAGCCAUCCUAAUGACGCAUGGAACUCGAGCCAUUGCACCGCUUCUUCUAGCGGAAUAUUGGACGGGAUGCCACACCAAGGUGAAGGACGGAGGUAGCGGCCUACCAGCUCCAUACGACGUUCAGGACAUUGCUCCAGCUUUCAGGAAGACCAAGGCCGUCGCACUGAAGGCCUGUGUGACUGUGAACGAUCGUCUGAAAGUCACAGCUUAUCACUCUGGCCACGUGGCUGGAGGUUGUGCCUUUUACUUGGAGAUCGGAGCCACAACUGUGCUUUUCGCCAACGAUUUCAAUCUCACAGGCGGACGAGUGCUGCUACCGGCGCAGAUUCCUCGACUAGAACCGACUGCUAUGAUUACGAGAAGCUCAUUUGCUGUGACUGUGUCAGAGACGCAAAGCGCUAUGGAGAGAGAGCUCGUCAAGGCGAUUCUGGAGUGUAUCGCCUCGAACGGCAAAGUGGUAAUCCCGGUUUACCGUCUUGGAUACUUCCACGAACUGAUCACGAUCAUACUGGAGCAUUGGCAGCAGAUAAAAGAUGCGACUGGGAAGACUGGCAAAUGCCCUAUCUAUUUGUCGCACGCUUCUAUGGAGUAUCCGAGCAGAUUUCUACCUGUGUUGUCUCGCACGUGUACAUCUGCCACUCAGAAUCUACUGCGUGAUAAGAAUCCGAUUGCUGCUGACCUUCAAGUGUUUGACUGGAAGAAUCUGCAGCAGCCAGGGCCAUUUGUGCUGUUUACGGGGCCAGCAAAUAUUUCUCAGGGCGACUCACUCCGUGCUAUUAAGGCAGUCGCCAGUGACCCGAAGAACCUUAUCGUGCUCUCGGAGUAUUGCACACCUGGUACAGUUAACUAUUUGCUGUACGCAGACCCUGAACGUAAACGUGUCAGCAAGCGCCUUGGUGUGAAUGUGGAGUGUGGUGUGCACUAUCAGCCUUGCGGUGAUGAAGUGGACACCAAGAGUAUUGUCCAGCUAGUAUCACGAGUGGCGCCGCGCCAAGUUAUCCUCGACUACACAGUUCCAGACGACCUGGAAUUUGUCAAGACGCACGUCCAAAACCAUUUGAAAAUGGACCCCGAUGUCGGCACUAGCGUGCUGGUGAAGGGGAUAAACCCUGCUGGACGAACGUCUAUUGAACCUGGUCGUGAUAUUCCAUUGCGCAUCCACAAGGCCAUGUUCAAUAACCCUUCAGAUGUGCAAGGUAUGCUGAUUGCCGAGCCCAAACGCAAGCUGAUGCUGGUGUCAAGUGGCAAUGGAGCACGGCGUUUGAAAAAGAAGAAACACUCGCUCUUCUUUUCAUACUCGUGGAAGAAGCCGUUCGAGCCAUCGCCUCGUGUCAAGAAGAAAAGUUUGCGCCCAGCGUCUGCAUUGUCGUUCCUCUUAUCUGCUGCAGUGGAGUCAGCUGAUGAAGAGGAUGAAAGUGAACAACAGCCUCAAGCGGACGCUGACCAACUUCUGGAAGCAUUGGAGAGCAGCCUUACCCAGUGGAUUCUCGAUCUUCCCAUUGAGAAGAUUGAUCGCUGGCUAAAGGUUCGGACAGUUGGAGUGUCAGUGUCUACUGAGUGGGAAGUUCACAUGGAAUGGUCAUAUGACGACGAAGUGCUCGCUGGACGCGUACUUGGUAUUGCGAAGCAGGUCGUUCACGCUGAAUACAAGCAGCAGCUAGCACAGUAG